Messenger RNA from Pecten maximus, 5423 nucleotides. RefSeq lists its product as uncharacterized. NCBI's taxonomy places the organism in Eukaryota, Metazoa, Mollusca, Bivalvia, Pectinida, Pectinidae. The record is from RefSeq and is a predicted model, not a curated record.
GGUAAGAUGACACAAUUAGCAUGAAUCCAAAAUGGCGUCGUUGACCAAACAACAAUAAAACAGUGAGAGUUACCCGGAUUACUUAGCUAAUUGUAGCAGCAUGCUGAUAACUUUACCUGAUAUCACCUGAUGGACAUGGUGUGGGAUAAAAUCCUACUGUGUGUUUGUGCCCUCCUUCUUAUGGAGGGCACAAGGGCCAAUACAUAUAACAUGGAGAAAUGUGAUUUCGCUGGCUUCUUGGAUGUUCCGCAGGGAGCCCCAGUCGUCGUGGAUGGAGGCAUUCUCAUAAACACAGUGGUUCCCAACCCCUGUAGCAUUGUGUUCCGUGCCACGAACCCCGAACAUAUCCUUACCAUAGACAUGACAAUAUUGAACCUCAUUGACUGUUCCAUCACUCUAAACUUCAUCUACGGCACAGAAAUAAAUACAUUUCGGUGUGGAACUAAGAACCCCGGAGAAAUAUACACCAAUUCUCGGCAGGUGACUGUGAACUUUAUCCGAGGAGCCAACCCCUCCUCCUACAAAUUCCAGUUCCUCCUCACCAGUACAAAACCCAUUCCAAUCAUCCCUGAUGACAACGCCAACCCGUCUGAGGUAGGCUUGAUUGUGGGGAUAGUAACCGGGGUCUUCUGCCUGCUUCUCUUCAUCGCUAUAUUGGCCGUAUGCUGCCACAGACGUGCCCAGAAGGCUAAAAUCCUGUACAAGGCGAACCAGACGAAGCAACCUUUGGAUCAGCAAGGGAGAGCACCCUCCACUGUAGGGUUUACAAAUAAUGCUGUACAAAACGGCUACGCUCAUGAGUCAUCCCCGAGAGCUAAAACAAAGUUAUUAUCAGAGACGGAUGGCUCCAGCAGCCCUCGUCAAAAGACUCUUAACUUCCACUCCAGUACAAAAUCUGAGGACAGUAGGAACGUUCAAGGAAAACAAAACGGUACUAGAAGUGAGUUCCAGGAUGAUGACGACACUUACGAUAAGACAGAAGAUAUGAAAAGACCUCCCAAAUCACCAUUCUUGUCGGCAUUAUCAUCAAACUCAAAGUUCAAAGCUUCAAAAACAUCGAAUAACAGAGAUGCAGACGAAAGGGAGAAGAGGAUUUCGUCAUCCUCUUCAUUAGGGUCCUCUGGAGUAUCCCGCGACUCCCCACCUCCCCUUCCUAUUGUGCCUGUGUCUAAAUCUCCGACUAAUAAAAGGCGGACUCAUGCCAGUAUCCGCAGGGCAUAUCGGACAGCUUCCUCCUCUGAGGAGGAGUUUAAUCAAAUGGCUAAUGCUAGCGCCCAAAGGGACGACAGUGGCCCCUCAUCCACAGAGACGGCUAACAAUAGGGAGAUUCAGAAAAUAAAUACUAAACAUUCUCUCAAACCUGACAAGAACAAGAAAAAAGGGAACAAGAAAGACAUGAAACUGGAGAAUUACGAACCCACAUCUGGAAACUUUCAGAAAAACACAGCAAGGGCUAGCAAAAGAGCCCAGAAAUCGCCACGCCUUGGAAACCGUAGUGAAGGGUUCGGUCACCGGAGGAAAAGGAGUGAUGGUCGUAGUGACGGAGAAGAGUCUAGACCUGGAACGCCAACCAGCAUGUACGAUUUAGAGUCACUACCUCCUCUUACACGAUCGUCCUCCCGCCAGUCUCUCUAUGCUUCACGUUCUUCCCUCUACCGACGGCGGGGCAGGAAAGGAUCAUAUGCGGAGUCAGUUGCAUCAACUAACUAUAUCCGUGAUGACAUGGAAGUUGGGCGGCACUCUCGUUCUUACUCUCAGGACUAUGAUGAUGAUGAUGAGACUGAUGGAGGUUAUGAACGACCAAUCAGUCGUCAUGAAAGAGAGAGAGUGUUCCGCUCGAUGGGUGAACUUGGAAGGGAGACAAAAGAACGAUCAACGCAGACACUGCGGGAGACUGCCACACAGACCGGAAUGGACCAGUCGGUUAUUAUGCAGCCGAAACGUGUGGUCAAGAAAAAGAAAAGAUCCAAGUCAAUGUCGGCUGUGGGGACACAAACGACCAAGGGUUCGAAGAAGGCAGAGAAACCUGAGACAGAAACUGAAGACAACUUAGGAGAAACCUAACCUAAACCCAAGCCCAAACCUCGAAAGUCUAUGAACUCUCUCAGUGCCGUCUCUGCAGUAGAAGAUUCUGAUGAUGGUAAGAAGAAGAAAAAGAAGAAAAAACGAGCGAAAUCUCGUGAGGAUUUGUCCCAUGCUGAUAGACCUGCUCUACCACCAGAAGAACAACAGCCAGAUACACAGGUUCCAGGUCAGCCCUACCUCCAGUAUAAUAUGCCCCCAGGAGCAAUGCCUGUACAAAUGGUCCCUGGUGGGUACCCUGGGGCCGGUGUCCCAGUACAGGGCUAUCCUUCUGGGUACCCGGGUGUCACAGCACCAUAUAGUGUCAAUCCACAGACUGGCUACAUAAUGGCACCACAGCCAGGACAUGUCCCACAGCCAGGACAACACGUCCCACAGCCAGGACAACACGUCCCACAGCCUGGACAACACGUCCCACAGCCAGGACAACACGUCCCACAGCCAGGACAACACGUCCCACAGCCUGGACAACAUGUCCCACAGCCAGGACAACAUUUUUCACAGUCUGGACAACAAGUCCCACAUCCAGGUCAUCACGUCCCACAACCAGGACAGCAUGUGCCACCACAGUCAGCACACAUUCCUGGUAAACCUCGCAAGUCCAACUGGGACAUGCUAUGUGCAAUGACGGAUGGCGACAACCAGCAGAAACCGGCAGCCAUGACUGAGACCGGAUCUUUAGCUAGUUCAGUAUUCACAUACAACCCUCCCUCACAUAUAGGUCAUCCCGGCAUUCCUGUCGUUCAAGGUCACCCACAGCAGCCUGGCGUUGUUAACCAGGCAUACUCGAAUGUGGCCUUCCCUCCUGGAAUGGCUGCUGUGCCGCAGGCAGAGACAAUGCCACGUGUGCCACCAUCAUACAUGGAUGCAAUAAACAUGGACACCAUGUCUGGCCCACCAUCAUCCGGACCACAUUCCAAUCAGUCUGGGUCGUUAUCCCAGUCCGGCAGUGAUACCGGAUUUCCUGUUCUCCAUAAUGACACAACCAACCUCCUGCCCAAGAAGUCGUCCUGGGAGGUUUUGAAGGAAAUCACAGACGGUCAAAAAAAUGAAAGUGUCGUGUGAUGUUUUACUGUUAAUGUAUAUUUGUUUAUCAGUGUGUUCUAGCCUAGAGAGUAAGUUAUUUGUAUGAAGGUUUUACUAUGUAGCCUUGCUCAAGCUCUACUGUAUGCACAGUAUUUGGUAGUGGGAGACGUGAUACUUGUAUAAGUGCUUGGCUUAUCAAGACUUCAAUGCCUCAUUACUGUCAACUAUCAAUUUAAUCAUCAAUUUUUUUUCUGCGGGCUACCUUAUUUAUGUUAUUAGACUGGCCUUUCGUCCAUGGUAUGUCCGUUUGUUAGUCAAGCCCAUAACACUCCUUGUUAUUGCUAUUUCUCGAAAGUGUUGACAAGAUCUUGGUUAUGUUCAGUAUGAGGUCAAGUUCAGCAGGCUGCAUUUUGAGCCCGAUUGGAUAUUCAAGAUGGCUGCCAAAUCGCCAUUUUGGAUUUUUGAUACCAUUAUUUCUGUUAACAAAUCUUGAAGCUUUAUGUUCAUAUUAAGUAUAAAAACAACUGAAAAUACAGACGAGAUAUUUAACUAUAAUUCUAACUCAAAAUUGAUAAAAAGAAGUCAAAGUACACUCAAAAUAAAGUUUAAAUUUACAUGAAGUAAAAGAAAUAGACCAGGGGUUUCAAAUGUUGUGCAUGACAAAUUUUGAACUGUUAUUCGUUUUUCAAGAUGGUUGACAACCACCAUUUUAGAUUUUGACGUUUGAAGUAAUUUACUGCUGUUGUUCAGUAAAUAGCAAUGGGAUGUUUAUGAACUAAUAUUCAGUAUAAGUCCCAGUUGUGUUGGACUCUUUGUGGAUUUGCAGCUAUUUUGGUUUUGUCAUAAUGAAGCAAGAACUUCAAUAUAACUUGAGAGUGUGGCUUCUAUAGUUAGUUCACCGCCAUAUUGUGGACGUAUCUAUUGCUGGAGACAAAAUCAGAGGAUCUGUGUGUUUUAAUAAAAGGUUGAUUUUGCUAGAAACAUGUUGGAAAGGUACAGAACGUACAAAAGGUACACAAUGUACGAAAGGUACACAAUGUACAAUACAGAUGUGUAACUGAUUAUUAUACCAGUGUCUGAGAUGUCAUGUUACUUAUUUCACUCGUGCCAUAGCUAUAUGUUAAUUUCUCGGCCCACCCUCAUCAUGUUGGGCUAUUCAAAUCGUCCUGUGUCCGUGGUCCAUACGAUCGUCUGUAAACAAUUAUUGUUAACGUUAUUUCUCGAAAAGUGCUGGAAGAAUAUUCCUCAAAUUUUACAUGAAGGUUCCCCUUGUUCAAUAGUUGUGCCUGUUCAAUUUUGAUUUUGAUCAUGAAAUCAAUAUGGCUGGCACACAGCCUUCUUGGAUUUUGACAAUUGAAGUUUGUUAUUGCUAUUUAUUGAAAGGUACUUGAGGGCUAUUUCUCAAACUUUACAUAUAAGUUUCCCUGGUUCCCUUGUUGUGCUUAUUCAGUUUUGAGUCUGAUCGGGAAAACAAAAUGGCAGGUAGGCGCCAUCUUGGAUUUUGACAGUUUAAGUUAUUCUUAGAUCUUUCUUAGAUUUCCUAUGAGGGUCUUCCAUGUUAUCAAAUUUUUGAGAGGAAAAAAGGGAAAUGUAGAGAAAAGUUUAGUCUUAAACUAAAAAAGAUUAUACAAUGGUGGGUGCUAAGAUCCCUAUGGGAUCUCUUGUUUUGUAAAUGCAAAUUUUUUAUGGGAAUAAAUUAAUUUAAAUCUUGGUGGUGCCAAAAACAUCACUUUAAUCAAAACAAGCUUUAAGAUAUUAUUAAGAUUCUGUAUUUUUCAUAACAAUACGUGUGUAUUGCAAGGUUCUGAAAUUUUUCUUAGUUUAUUUAUUUUGUGUAAAAUUAAUAUAACAGCAGCAUGUCAGCAUGGGUUUGAAUUGGUAUGAAUUGAAGUUGAUGUUUUGAUAAAACACUAACAUGUAGUAUUACAUUUGGUGUAUUAAUAACAUCGUCAUUCCCAGAUACAAUUGCUACUCUGAAGUUGUCGUGUUAUAAGAGGUUCAUCAACAGUUACAAUCAUUUCAUACAAACUUAAUAAAACCUAUAGUAAUUAGAAUUAUUCACAAUUAAAUUAUUUAGGAUCUUGUUAUAAUGAUUCAAAGAAAAAGAUUUGCAUGAAAUUGUAUUAGAUCAAAUUGUCUCUGGUCCAUUGUCUGUUUGUAAACAGUUGUGGUUUUAGCCAUUUCAUGAGAAACAUAUUCUCGCUUUUCCUAUGUACAGUUGUUUGCCAAAAGUAAGUUCCCAAAAUCUAAUUCUACCAUAUACUAUAUGGUAGCUAUAUAUAUAGUAGUCUUAUUGAAUAAAGUUUUUAAUGAAU